Messenger RNA from Manihot esculenta (cassava), 2359 nucleotides. RefSeq names its product NAC domain-containing protein 17. Gene Ontology annotation, molecular function: DNA binding. Bases 347 to 2125 code for a protein of 592 amino acids. The transcript has 5 exons. Lineage: Eukaryota; Viridiplantae; Streptophyta; Magnoliopsida; Malpighiales; Euphorbiaceae. Gene Ontology annotation, biological process: regulation of DNA-templated transcription. The record is from RefSeq and is a predicted model, not a curated record.
UCGAACGCACCAUGUCAUCACUUGCAGUCAAACGCUACUGUGUUUCGCUCUCUUUGUCUUUGCCGUUUCUUGCGUGACCAACAAUCUUCCUCAAAUUAAUUUUUUCCCUUUUGUUUCCUAAAAUUUCUUUCAUUUUCCUAAUCUCAUUCUCUUUUGAAAAUCCACAAAAUCAAAUCGAAUCAUGUAGUUUCGUUUUUUCUUGAUUGAAUUGGGUGCUUCUGUUUUUAAUUUUUUCGUUUUCUUUUCCCCUUGUUUAGAUUAGGGAUUGUUAUUUCACUUGGCUGCUUUCAAGGGAAAAAAAAAACCAAAAAAGGGGAAAGAAAACUCGGCCAGUAGUGAGUGACCGAUGACGGUGACAGCUGAUUCCAGUUUGGCUCCUGACGGCGGAGAGGAUAAGGUGUGGCCACCAGGGUUUAGAUUCCACCCUACUGAUGAGGAGCUGGUUCUAUAUUACUUGAAGAGGAAAAUCUGUAAGAGACGGCUACGGCUGGAUAUAAUCAGUGUGGUUGAUGUCUACAAGUGGGAUCCAGAGGAAUUACCUGGCCAAUCCUUAUUGAAGACUGGUGAUAGGCAAUGGUUCUUCUUCAGUCCAAGGGAUAGGAAGUAUCCUAAUGGAGCCAGGUCAAAUAGGGCGACUAUACAAGGGUAUUGGAAAGCAACAGGUAAGGACCGUAACAUCACGUAUAAUUCUCGGAAUGUUGGAGUGAAGAAGACCCUAGUUUUUUAUAGAGGCCGGGCUCCUAAUGGUGAGAGAACUGACUGGGUGAUGCAUGAAUACACUUUGGAUGAAGAGGAACUCAAAAGCUGCUUGAAUGUGCAGGAUUAUUAUGCACUUUACAAGGUUUACAAAAAAAGUGGACCUGGUCCUAAGAAUGGUGAGCAGUAUGGAGCACCAUUUAAGGAGGAAGACUGGGCUGAUGAUAAAUAUGAAGACGUAAAUAACUGUGACACUCCUGUUAAGCAGCCUGUUACAGUCAUGCCACCUGUUGACACUGUGAAGGCUAUUGCUCAACUGGACCAACCAUUAAAUGCUCUUGAGAACUUCAUUAAUCAAAUUGCUGAAGAAAUUCCAAUUCACCACCCCCAAAUAAAUGAUUAUGAUUAUACUAAUGGAUUGCUCCAGUUUGCUGGUGAAGAUGAGACCCAAAGUACAUUGUUAGAUCCAUCCCCUAGAGAAGUUAUCCUUCCUGAGCCAAUCUCUUUAUCGUCCACAAGCGUCCAGCAGGCCAGCUUGGAUUUCAACCAGUCAGCUACCCCUGCAUUUCAAUCCCUUGAAAUACCUCAAGGCAAAUCUGGUCCUCAUAACACUGACGAGGGACCAAAACUGCAUGAAGGUGAUUUCCUGGAAGUUGAUGAUCUUUCAGAAAUUAAUGAUCUUGUGAACAUUAAUGAUCUUGUUAGUCAAGAACCUACUUUAUUACACACUGAGAAAUCUGGAGAGACCUUAGGGCUCGAUCAUUUUGUCGGACUAAGCGAUUUUGAUGUGUACCAAGAUGCUGCAAUGUUUUUGCGUGAAAUGGUUCCUGUUGGCCAGGACACAGUUUUACAUGCAAACACAGUUGGUUUCCAGUUGCAGUCCCGUUCACUCAUGAAUCAGGUGGACUACCAGUUACAGCCACAUUCAGCAGUGAAUAAUGUGGAUUCCUUGCAGCCACAAGCAUUUGGUGCAGAUCAGUUGUGGGUGGAUGACCAGAGAAGCAAUAUCCAUACUCCUACAGAACCAAUUCAUGGGACUCUUUCCCAACCAACUCCAGGUGUGGCAUAUGAAUCUACUAAUAAUACUGGUGGAGAUAAUGGAAAUCAAAGUGGUGAUGCUACUGGCUGGUUUUCCUCUUCUCUAUGGAACUUUGUGGACUCAAUACCUACUUCUCCUGCAUCAGCCUGUGAGACACCUUUGGUGAACAAGGCAUUUGACCAAAUGUCUAGCUUUAGCAGGAUGAAACUGAAUGUCAAAAACAACAAUACCAAUACUGAAAAUCUUGUUGGUCGUAAUCGUGCCGCAAAUUCUACGAGAGCUGGUGAAAGUAGUAGGGGUUUUCUUUUAUUAGCUAUAUUUGGAGCAUUAUGUGCCAUCUUGUGGAUUUUAGCAAGAACUAGUUUGUUGAAAGGAGCAAUCUUCUCCUGAUAUUAUGUUAUUUUGGAUGUCUUUAUUUUUCUGGGGCACUUCUGUAGGGAAAUUAAAAAUAGAAGCAAAAUGCAUUGUUUAGCUUCAAAUUUUCAAACCAAAAAUUUUGAAAAAAUAAAUAAAUUGACAUUAGCUUGGGUUAGGGUAGGGGGGCUGAUGAAGUGCUUCAGAUAAGCAAUGGUAGCCUGCAAAUUUCUUUCAUAUAUAAAAUAUAUCUAUUCUGCAAUUCAAUUA